UCUUCGAGCUUGAACAAAAUCAAGAAUCAUCCCAUUCCUCAACUCUUCUUUAAAUUCUAAUCCCGUUCGGAAAUUUACAGGUCUUACGAAUGGGAAAUAAACCCGCGAAGCAAGAGAAGAAGGAAGAGCUGAUGCUGAAGAUUGUGCCUCCUUUGGACCGUGCAUACACUCGUUGGCUUGCUCGAGAUUUAGAGAGAAUUUACGGUUUUACCCCACGUAAUCCACGUGCUAUAAAACCCCCAGACCACUAUAUCGAAUACAUGCGUAUGAACGGGUUGUUGGAUUUGGACCUUAAUGAUCCAGACCUCGCACAUUUGUUCAAGUAAAAAAACUUAUCGUUUAUCCGUAUAGUUUUGAUUGUAUUAAGGUUGCUAGAGAUUCAGUACAAUAGUACUUGGUGAAAUACAUUUGUUAAAGUUUUAUUCAAUAAUCUCUAUUUAAAGUAUUCGACAG
Messenger RNA from Erythranthe guttata (spotted monkey flower), 453 nucleotides. The record is from RefSeq and is a predicted model, not a curated record. Lineage: Eukaryota; Viridiplantae; Streptophyta; Magnoliopsida; Lamiales; Phrymaceae.